ACCGUAUGAUGAGAAGACAAUUAUAUAGUUAACUGAAUGAUUGGACUAGCUAGUGCUAUUGCUAAUUGUCGAUUUUUAUCAUCACUGUGAUAUUAAUUAAUGAAUUUAAUGUGAAUGUUAACACUGAAUCGUAGGAAUAUGAGCCAUGCAAAUUAAGAUAGUAAGAGUUAGUAGCUAGAACCAGAAGACACCGCUGCUAAAAUAAUGUGAGCACUGAGCAGUGUGUGAGACUGUGAGUGAAACAAAAGGCAAGUGUACUUAGUAGGCACCACAGGCAAACACGUUGUAUGCCUAAUUAAUAAAACUUCAUUUCUCUUUGUUGUCAGAGGAAGCCAUAAAUAUCAUCCAAACUUGUUAUUUGAUUGUCCAUUGCAAUUUGCAAGCAUUGACAUCAUUGAUUCAACAAUAUUGUUACUACUUAAACACAAUUCAACACUUCACUCUCCUUGUCCUUCUAUCUUCCAAAAUGGACAAGGAACUUCAACUUUCAUCUGUUGUUGAUGUUCAUCAUGAUCAUGAACAACAACCUCAAAAACGCAAGGGUGGUCUUAUCACCUUGCCUUUCAUCAUUGCAAAUCAGGCACUUGCUAGCAUGGCAGGUGUGGGACUAUUACCAAACAUGAUAUUGUAUUUUAUGGGAAGUUAUAGGCUACAUCUUGGAAAAGCUACACAGAUUCUUCUCUUAUACUCAGCAGCCAACAAUUCCACACCUGUAAUUGGUGCUUUUAUUGCAGAUUCUUAUUUGGGUCGAUUCCUAAGCGUUGGAUUAGGUUCUGCUGUCAGUUUUCUGGGAAUGACACUGUUGUGGUUAACAGCCAUGAUCCCAGCGGCGCGGCCUCCACCUUGUAACCAUCCAACUCAAGGCUGUAAAUCAGCAACACCAGGUCAAAUGGCGAUGUUACUAUCUGCCUUUGGCCUAAUGUCAAUUGGAAAUGGUGGUCUUUCAUGUUCUGUAGCAUUUGGUGCAGACCAAGUUAAUAGAAAAGAUAAUCCUAAUAACCAUAGGGUCAUGGAAAUAUUCUUCAGUUGGUAUUAUGCUUUCACAACUAUUUCUGUCCUAAUAGCUCUCACUGUAAUUGUUUAUAUCCAAGAUCAUGUUAGUUGGAAAAUCGGUUUUGGUGUUCCAACGGUGCUUAUGUUUUUAUCUACUCUCUUCUUCUUUCUUUCUUCUCCUCUUUAUGUCAAGAAUGCAAAAAGAACAAGUUUGUUUACUGGUUUUGCACAAGUCACUGUUGCUGCUUAUAAGAACAGAAAACUUUCCUUACCACCUAAGAACUCAGUCGAAUUUUACCAUCACAAUAAGAGCUCAGAUCAUGAUCUUGUUGUUCCGACUGAUAGACUAAGGUUUUUGAAUAAAGCUUGUGUUAUUAGGGAUCAUGAACAAGACAUAGCCCCUGAUGGUACAGCAAUAAAUCCAUGGAGACUAUGCACCGUAAAUCAAGUAGAAGAAUUAAAAGCCAUUGUUAGAGUUAUUCCUUUGUGGUCUACAGGGAUCAUGAUGUCCCUUCACAUUGGAGGUUCAUUUGGAUUGCUUCAAGCAAAAUCCUUGGACAGACAUAUCACUUCACAUUUUGAAGUUCCAGCGGGAUCUUUGAUGGUUAUCAUGGUAGUUGCGAUAUUUUUAUGGAUAGUUCUCUACGACCGUGUUCUUAUUCCUCUAGCAUCAAAGAUAAGAGGUAAACCAGUGAGGAUCAGUGCAAAGAGAAGAAUGGGAAUUGGAUUGUUGGUAUCUUUUCUGCAGUUGGUAACUGCAGCAACUUUUGAGAGUAUAAGGAGAAAGAAAGCAAUCAAAGAAGGAUAUUUGAAUGAUACUCAUGGAGUGUUGAAAAUGUCUGCAUUAUGGCUUGCACCUCAACUUUGUUUAAGUGGUAUAGCUGAAGCAUUCAAUGGUAUUGGACAAAAUGAGUUUUAUUACACGGAGUUUCCGCGGUCUAUGUCUAGUGUUGCUUCUUCCCUUGGUGGAUUGGGAAUGGCUGUAGGAAACUUGGUAUCUUCUUUUGUAUUCAUCACUAUAAAAAACGUUACUUCUAAAGAUGGAAAAGACGGUUGGAUUACUGAUAAUAUUAACAAGGGUCGUUUCGACAAGUAUUAUUGGGUUAUAGCCGGUGUUAGUGCUCUUAAUUUAGUGUAUUAUUUAGUAUGCAGUUGGUCUUACGGACCUACAGUUGAUGAAUUAUCCGAGGCAAUUACCGAAGAAAAUGGUUCCAAGGUGGAAGAUUCAACUGAACUCAAGAAUGUGAAUCCACUAUUUGAUGACAAGGUUAGUGUUAGCUCAAAGGAGAAAAGGUUAACUGAAUUCAAGAAUGGCUUGAAAGAGGAAGAGUUAACAAAGGAUUAAUGAGGUUGAUUCAGCAAAUGGCUGGAAGGCUCUUUCUUUGGAGAUAGAGAUGCUGAAGUUAUGGUUGAUAUAUGAUAUAUAUGUUGAAUUUAGAUCAAAGCAAAUAUGCAAAUCUGAAUAAAACAAACACCUUACUAAAAUUACCCAUGCCUAUAUUAGAUCUUUGAUUUUGUAAUGUCUAAAUUUUUGCAUUUCUUGUUUGGGUAAAUGUUAUUAAAUUAGAGAGUUAUGUUAGUUUCUAAAAUUUGAGCACA
Molecule: messenger RNA, 2592 nt
Organism: Trifolium pratense (red clover)
Lineage: Eukaryota; Viridiplantae; Streptophyta; Magnoliopsida; Fabales; Fabaceae
Product: protein NRT1/ PTR FAMILY 1.2-like
Exons: 4
Coding region: 467-2338 (623 amino acids)
Biological process (GO): transmembrane transport
Cellular component (GO): plasma membrane
Molecular function (GO): transmembrane transporter activity
Source: RefSeq, a predicted model, not a curated record